This is a messenger RNA of Ictalurus furcatus (blue catfish), 3012 nucleotides long. RefSeq names its product cartilage acidic protein 1b (gene crtac1b). The record is from RefSeq and is a predicted model, not a curated record. NCBI's taxonomy places the organism in Eukaryota, Metazoa, Chordata, Actinopteri, Siluriformes, Ictaluridae. Gene Ontology annotation, biological process: axonal fasciculation. The transcript is spliced from 14 exons. Gene Ontology annotation, molecular function: calcium ion binding. Bases 148 to 1947 code for a protein of 599 amino acids.
CUUACACAACUGGUUUCAUAAACUCAGCUGUGUAAGAAGUUGUGUUUUAAGAAAGAGAGACACUUCUGUAACGCACGAGAGAGGUCCUGGAAAUCCGCUGAGAAUCGCAUCGGAGGAAACCGGACGUCUUUUUUUUUCCAUGUGACCAUGUCUGUGUGGAUGAUAGCAGUAGCUCUCUGUCAUGUGGGUCAGUGCUUGGCUCAGCGCUCGGAGCCCAUGUUUGUAUCUGUCACUCAGAGUGUGCUGCCACCUGACUAUGAGAACAACCCCACUCAGCUGAAUUAUGGCGUAGCUGUCACAGACGUGGAUGGGGAUGGAGACCUGGAAAUAUUUGUGGCUGGGUACAAUGGCCCAAACCUGGUGCUGAAGUACGAUAAAGCAAAGAAGCGAUUAGUGAACAUUGCUGUAGACAACCGCAGUUCGCCGUACUAUGCACUCAGAGACCGACAGGGGAAUGCAAUUGGAGUCACAGCAUGUGACAUAGAUGGUGAUGGGAGGGAAGAGAUCUAUGUUCUCAACUCCAAUAAUGCUUUCUCUGGUCGAGCCACGUACACUGAUAAGCUCUUCAAGUUUCGUAAUGGACGUUUUGAGGAUCUUCUAAAUGAUGAGAUAAACGAACAGCGAGAUGUGGCGAAUCGAAUGGCAGGUCGUUCUGUAGCUUGUGUGGAUAGAAAGGGAACAGGGCGUUAUGCAAUCUACAUUGCCAACUAUGCCAGUGGGAAUGUGGGGCCACAUGCUCUGAUUGAAAUGGAUGAAAGUGCCAGCGACCUGUCCAUGGGGAUUAUUGCACUGUCUAACGUGGCAGAACAAGCCGGAGUCAACAAGUUUACAGGAGGACGUGGGGUCGUGGUGGGGCCCAUACUCAGCCAGACCCUUCCUGAUAUAUUCUGUGCCAACGAGUACAGCCCCAACUUUCUUUUCCACAACAAUGGAGACGGGACGUUUACAGAUGUGGCCGCGCAGGCAGGAGUUGAGGACCCAAUGCAGCAUGGUCGUGGAGUAGCUCUAGCAGAUUUUAAUCGGGAUGGGAGGACAGAUAUUGUGUAUGGCAACUGGAAUGGGCCACAUCGUCUGUACCUGCAAUUAAACAAUAACCGCAAACAAAGAUUCAAGGACAUUGCUUCACAGAAGUUUGCCAUGCCGUCUCCUGUGCGCACGGUCAUCGUUGCAGACUUUGACAGUGACAAUGAGUUGGAGGUCUUUUUCAACAACAUUGCAUAUAGAGGAUCAUCAGCCAACAGACUGUUUAGGGUGUCUCGAAGAGGAAAUUCAGACCCAUAUAUAGAGGAGCUGAACAUUGGGGAGGCAGCUGAGCCAGAAGGGAGGGGAACAGGAGCUGCUGUGACUGAUUUUGAUGGAGAUGGACAGUUAGAUCUGCUGGUAACGCAUGGCGAGAGUGCAGCUCAGCCUAUCACGGUGUACCGAGUGAACCAAGGAUCAUCUAACAGAUGGCUCCGUGUGAUUCCACGCACUCAGUUCGGGGCUUUUGCUCGGGGGGCCAAAGUGGUGGUCUACACUAAAAGAAAUGGCGUUCACACACGCAUCAUCGAUGGAGGCUCUGGAUACCUGUGUGAAAUGGAACCUGUAGCUCACUUUGGCCUUGGGAAAGACGUGGCCACCAAUGUGGAGGUGUACUGGCCAGAUGGACGCUCUGUAGCCAGACCAUUGGAGCUCAGUGACCUGAACACAGUUAUGGAGAUCAACUAUCCAACAUCUAAGGAGGAGGAAGUGACCCCAGCAGUCGAGAUUGAGUGUGGACAUGGAUUUUUUGUUAAUGAAAAUGGCCGAUGCACUGAUCAGGAUGAGUGUACACAGUUUCCCUCUGCGUGUCCCCCUGAGCGUCCUGUCUGUACCAAUACAUAUGGGAGCUUCAAGUGCCGCUCAAAGAAGAAGUGUAACCAGGGACACGAGUCUAAUGAUGAGGGAUCAGCCUGUGUGGGUGAGUAGGAAACUGCUGACUAGGGAUUAAUAAAAGAAGGAACUGUCAUGAGGCCUUCCAACUGUCACGCUGCUUUAAGCGUUCAUGGACUGCAUCAGUUUUAAACCCAAGUCUGUGUUUAUGGCCAAAUAUGACUGCCUACAGCUUUCCCAUGAUCCUCUUUUCUAUUGUUGCUUUAUAGCUUCCAAUUUGUUUUCCUUUCCUUUCACUCUGUGCUGUCUCACAUUUUCAGAUAUUCACAAAAUGUCCUUAUAUUAAAGUCAGUAAAAUAAAUGUGGAUGAGUUCUCUCUGUGCUUUCUGCCUGCAGCUCAAGUAGCAUACUUUGAGGAAAACAGAUCUUCUGCUUUCAAACAGUGGCCUUCUCACUUCUGGUUACUGUCUCUAACUCUGCUCACGCUGCUCUCUGUCUAACCUGCUGAUGGAUCCUUUCUUCCUUGUCAUCAUCACUCCUCCUCUGCUGUUCAUUCUCUCUCCUGUGUAUUGGGAGUCGACUGUAAACUGAACUCUCUUUGGACUCCCAACUCUCAUCAUGACCCCUGCUGUGUCUCAUUUUCUGCUCUAAUACUUGUAGAAUAGACAUUGUGCAUGCCCACAGGAACUUACAGGCAUUUUAAAGAAGAAAAGAUUUUGAAAAGAGUUUCAAGAAAAAAAGAAAAAAGAUUCGACACAGCAAGCUGUGGAGAAGUAAGAAAGGCAUCACAUGGCUGCUGAAGUGGUGAAGUCUCACCAAAUUAUUUGCUGUACAGUUUCAUCUAAAGGCCUGGAUAUGAUUUUAUCUUAGUGUGAAUAUAAAUUGGUAAUAUAAAAAUAUAUUCAAGGUCACAGGUUGUUCCUUGGAUAUGGGUUGUAGAUUAUUUGCAGUUUAAUAUUUAAUAAAAAUGGAUCAACAACCAAAUUGCUGGUGUUGAUUCUAUGAAAUCUACAUCAAGUAUGUGAUUUGCCUUUGCAAGGUAUUUUAAUUAUUGACAUAUUUGCAAAUAUUAUUUUUAUUUUAUUUUUAAAAUAUGUAUUUCUUAUAUUUUUAUUGUUAUUUUUAUUUAAUAACAAAAUGAAAUAAAGUCUCCCCAAAUGA